Messenger RNA from Brassica napus (rape), 2307 nucleotides. RefSeq names its product 1-aminocyclopropane-1-carboxylate synthase 7. The record is from RefSeq and is a predicted model, not a curated record. Gene Ontology annotation, biological process: biosynthetic process; amino acid metabolic process. The transcript is spliced from 3 exons. Gene Ontology annotation, molecular function: pyridoxal phosphate binding; transaminase activity. Bases 402 to 1937 code for a protein of 511 amino acids. Lineage: Eukaryota; Viridiplantae; Streptophyta; Magnoliopsida; Brassicales; Brassicaceae.
UCAUGUCAUCAAUUUCAGUAGCCAUGUCAUAUUUGUUUUGUGAAAUUGAUUGUACAGAGGAUUUAUAGGGGAUUUAUAGGACAUGUGGCAAAAUCAUUUCGCAAAUAUAGUUUAGGGGAUUUAUAGGAAACUAUACUAAUUUUACCGGACUAGAUUCUAAACAACAUUAAGGUUUAAAUUUUGAUAAUUAACGUUUUAUAGAAGUGCAGGGCAUAUCCUAUAAAUUUUGAUUCUAAACAACCACGAACUUUCAAAAUAAAAACAAAAUAAAAAUAGCAAACACCCUUAUCUAUACAUCCAAUUGCAAGUCAAUGACAACUUAUUUUUCCACAAUCGAAUCUUCCUUAUUCUUUACACAAACUUCUUCUCUGUAAGAAAACUAUAUUAAAAGAGAAAAAGAAAUGAGGAAAAUCAAAUUUGUCAAAGACUUUCCUCUCCGUCACGUCUGCUAUAUAUACUUCUCCCUCAUUCACACAAAUGUUAUAACUUCAACACACUUCUCUCUCCCUAGCUUGCAAUCUAUUUUCUCUCUCUCUCCGAUUGUGUUCAGAGCUGUCACAUAUCACGUGUUCAAAGCUCUUAAGAAAAAAAUGGGUCUUCCGCUAAUGAUGGAGAGAUCAUCAAACAACAACAACGUCGUUGAGCUUUCUCGAGUGGCGGUUUCCGACACACAUGGUGAAGAUUCACCUUACUUCGCCGGCUGGAAAGCUUACGACGAAAAUCCUUACGAAGAAUCACAUAACCCUUCCGGUGUCAUUCAAAUGGGUCUUGCCGAGAAUCAGGUCUCGUUCGAUCUUCUAGAAAGUUACUUAGCGAAGAAAAAUCCAGAAGUUUCCAUGUGGGGAUCAAAAGGAGCACCUGGGUUCAGAGAAAACGCCUUGUUUCAAGACUACCACGGUCUCAAAUCUUUCAGACAAGCUAUGGCUAGCUUCAUGCAACAGAUUCGUGGAGGCAAAGCUAGAUUCGACCCUGACCGUAUCGUCCUCACUGCUGGAGCCACAGCCGCUAAUGAACUCUUAACGUUCAUCCUCGCUGAUCCCAACGACGCUCUUCUCGUCCCUACGCCAUAUUAUCCAGGAUUCGAUAGAGAUUUGAGAUGGAGAACCGGAGUGAGAAUUGUACCGAUUCAUUGCGACAGCUCCAACCAUUUUCAGAUAACCCCAGAGGCGCUCGAGCAGGCUUACCAAACGGCUCGUGACGCGAACAUUAGAGUCCGAGGAGUGCUCAUAACCAACCCAUCGAACCCAUUAGGCGCAACGGUCCAAAAGAAGGUUCUAGAAGAUCUACUUGACUUCUGUGUACGCAAGAACAUCCACUUGGUCUCAGACGAGAUCUACUCCGGGUCGGUCUUCCACGCGUCAGAAUUCACCAGCGUAGCCGAGAUCGUAGAGAACAUCGAUGACGUGUCAGUCAAGGAACGUGUCCACAUCGUUUACAGCCUCUCCAAAGAUCUAGGUCUUCCCGGUUUUCGAGUUGGGACCAUUUACUCGUACAACGAUAAUGUUGUGAGGACAGCGAGAAGGAUGUCGAGUUUCACGCUUGUCUCGUCUCAGACACAACACAUGUUGGCUUCCAUGUUGUCGGAUGAAGAGUUUACGGAGAAGUACAUAAGGAUAAACCGUGAAAGGCUUAGGAGACGGUACGAGACAAUUGUGGAAGGGCUUAAGAAGGCAGGGAUCGAGUGUUUGAAGGGUAAUGCAGGUUUGUUCUGUUGGAUGAAUUUGGGUUUCUUGCUCGACACGAAAACGAAACAAGGCGAGCUCGAGCUUUGGGAUGUGAUCUUGAAGGAACUAAAGCUGAAUAUAUCUCCUGGAUCUUCGUGCCAUUGCUCGGAGUAUGGAUGGUUUAGGGUUUGUUUUGCUAAUAUGAGUGAGAAGACUUUGGAGAUUGCGUUGGAGAGAAUACAUGAGUUCAUGGACCGACGAAGGGGGUUUUGAAUUGUUAAAAAUCAAAAAGUAAAUUAAUCUGAAUAUAUUUUUUUGGUGGUUAAAACAUGGGGGAAAGGGAGAUUUGUUUUGGGAAAGAGAAGAUAAUUAGUUGAAACCCAUUGAUGAAAGUGGGUUUCGAUUUGUUUCUCUUUUCAAUAUAUAAUCAUUGUUUGUUUUCUUGCUUUGAACGAAGCGAGUUAAUUUCUUGUUCAUUAAGGUUCAUUUGUAUUUUUUACUGUUGUAUGCGAAGAUGGAAUUCCAUUCCCUUCUUUAUCAUGUAAAAUAUUACAAAAUAUAUCUAUCUCAACUCUAAAUCUAAGAUAAUGAUGUACCUCAAAAAUCUCAUAGGCAGUAGAUAACUAGAUACAAAUCCUACUAU